Molecule: messenger RNA, 3593 nt
Organism: Mytilus californianus (California mussel)
Lineage: Eukaryota; Metazoa; Mollusca; Bivalvia; Mytilida; Mytilidae
Product: zinc finger protein 729-like
Exons: 3
Coding region: 43-2382 (779 amino acids)
Biological process (GO): regulation of DNA-templated transcription
Molecular function (GO): DNA-binding transcription factor activity, RNA polymerase II-specific; RNA polymerase II cis-regulatory region sequence-specific DNA binding
Source: RefSeq, a predicted model, not a curated record
CAAAUAACCAUGUAAAUACAGACGAAAUUAUUGCAAGAAAACAUGAAAAGAGGGAGAUGUUUUGUCAAUUCAAUUGAGUUAAAUGUUCCCUUUUCUGUUCUUAAAGAGAUAACGUCAAAGAAUGAACACCAAGAUGAUACAAGCCUGUACUGGAAAGGUCAUUGUUUUGAGAGUGAUAGCUCAUGCGAAUUUAGUACCCAGAUUUGUGAAAACAAAUUAAGAGUUCACAUAAGGAACACAAAUAUAGCAUUGAAAGGAUGUAAGUUGUCAUGCACCAUUUCAGACAUUGAAUCAACCCAAUACCUGGAUUGGGAUAGCACUGAAAAAACAAAAGUGGAAAAAACAGAACAACCUGAACAAAAUGUUAAUGGUGAAAUUAUUAAUCAGCUAGAUCCUGCUAAAAGAAAAAGAGGUCGGCCAAAAGGAACCACAAAAAAUUUACCAUUGGGUAAAUCACUUGAAAAUGACAAAACAACUUUGAACGCUGAAGUCUCACAUAAAUCCGGGAUAGACAAUGAGCCGAAAAGGUAUGGAUUGAGAGGAGUUAAAUUAUCACAGGCUGUAAUGAGGGCAGAAAUGGGAUCAGCAUAUAAAGAAAAAGAAUCUUUAAACACUAACAAAUGUAGUGACACCCAAGAUGAAUCUAAAAAUCUGGUACAAUCAGGUCAGGCAGUGGAAAAUGUUGAUGUAAGCUCAAAUAAUGAAGAAAUUCACACAGAAAAAACUGAUGUUGUUGAAGAUGAAAAUGUUGUUGAUGAUGAUAAGGAUGCUGAUUACAUAGUGAAUGAUUUUGUUGGAUAUAUAUCUGAAGAUGAGGAGUUUGAACCUGUAAAUAUAAAAAGGAAAUUUGGUUCUCUAGUUAACAAGAAUAGGCAGAGAAAAAGAAAUAAAAUUGAUAUUGGUGAUGUAAAUAUUCCAAAAUAUAAACCAAAAACUCGGUUUUUAAAAAACAAAGGAUGCAAAUAUUGUAACAAACUUUUCUAUCAUUAUAUUGGGGUUGAAGAACAUGUUAGAAAAUACCAUAUGAAAGAACUUGAUGUUCAAAGCUACAUGGAUGAAUUAAAACAAUUACGAAUAGAGAAGUGUGAAAUAUGCAAUAAAACCUUUAAUAAUAGAUAUCACUUAAUUGAACAUGAAAAGAGAACACAUUUAGAAAAUGCUUCAGUCAAAUGUUUUAAGUGUGAAAAAAUCUACAAAAAUGUGCAAAGUUUGAAAAAUCAUAUUAAAGCUGUACACAGUGUAAUAGGUCAGCCAUUUGCUUGCCAUCUUUGUGCAGCUAAAUUUAAGUGGUCAACAACACUAAAACAACACAUAGAGGAAAUCCACGAAGGGAAAAUGAAGGCAGUUUGUAAACAUUGCGGAAAGAAAUUCCCACGUCAAAAUCUGUUAAAUCGUCACAUGCGUAUACAUGGAGUUGACCAAUCAAAAAGAUUAUGUUGCAAGCAUUGUGGAAGAGGUUUCUGGUAUGAACACAACUUACAAAGACAUGUUAAAAUUAUACAUGGUCCACAUGAAGAAAACUUUCACUGUUCAUACUGCGGUAAAGGUUUUAAUAUGAAGUCUGCCAUGGUGACACAUGUACAACAAGUCCACUUUAAUAUCUUUCCUUAUCGUUGUAUUGAUUGUAAUGUUGGCUUUAAACGGUCAAAAUUGUAUCGCCUGCAUAUGAUGAAAGAACAUGCGGUAGUAGACUGUGAUGCUUUAAAGACAAACAUAAGACAUUUCAAAUAUGGAAAAACAGAAGAGGACUUGUUUUAUUGUUCACACUGUAGUUUGAGUUUCUGUUAUAAGACUAAAAUGGUUGAACAUAUGCAUUCUGCUCAUGGAGAAGACUUUCCAUACAUGUGUACACACUGUAACCAAGGGUUUUUAGAGAAAUCUUUUCUUAGCAACCAUCUGCUGAUGGCACAUAAUGAAAUAUUGCCUGCCAAUGAAACUCAGGAGGAGGAGAAAAACAGGUUUCAGAUGGUAACCAUUGAUAUCAAUGGACAAAAGAAAGACUUGGAAGUAGAAUCAUUUAAUUUACCUCAACCUGUUGUUAUUGAGAAGACGGAAGAAGUUGGCAAUAUUGUUAAUGUUGAAAUAAAAGAAAACCAAAUUCUGUCUGAAGAAAAUGCAGCACAGUCAUUAUUCUUUGAAGUAUCUAAAGGAGCUGAUACAAUACAUUAUGUCAUUGAACAGUCUGCUAAUGGUGAUCCCACAAUUUUACCUCAGGAAUUAGCAAACUUACUACUGGCUGCUGAACAAUCGCUGCAAGGUGUUAACGAAGACAGUACAGAUCAAACACAGUUAUUGCCACAAGACGUUACAGAUGAUACUCAAAUUAUAACUGUUCCUUCAUUGAAAAUAGAAGAAGAUGAUUGUGUCGAGGAACAUGUAUGAAGAUCUGAAAACUGCUUAAAAUGAUGAAUUUUUCUGAGUUGAACAUUUAUACUUUACCAUUCCACUUCUAUGUUAUUCUCCUGCUAUUUGCCAGUUGGUUAUACAAACUGUUAAUUAUUUACUUGACAUUUUUUGCAUUAAAGCAUGAUCAAACAGUUCAUAUGAAAUUGUAAAAAUUUUGUUGUUUCAUGACAUCCUUGAUUUUGGAAAUUAUAUAACUAACAUUUUCAGAAAAGCAGUAUCUAAGUUUGCUAUAUAUAAAGCAACAAAUUUCUAUCAAAAGAAUUGAAUGUGCAAAUAUUCAUUAUUUAUCAUUAUCAUUGAUUAAAGACUACUCUAGCUACAGUAUAAUAUAUGUUGAACAUUGAUUUUAAGUGACACAAAGAGAAAAAGUUUUUGUUCCCUAUUGUAAAUUUUCUUUUUCCAAGGUGAUAUAACAUUGGCCCCUUCUUAUGUUGUGUAUUUUCCCAACUUGUUCACUAAAUUCCCUUGUCUGUAGUGAGGUUUUAGAAUUUAAUAAACAUAAUCCAUGUACAUGUAUAACUUACACGACUGAUAAAUUGUUAAGGCAUGGUUUUGUUACUACAAAUUACUUUAAAACUUCAUAGAUACAAAAAGUGGAUUUUAAAAGUUUGGCCUUACCUGUAGAAAUCUUAUUAAAAACAGCUAUUCUCAUCUUAAAUUUUAUUAUGAUAUUAUUUAUAGAGCUUGUAAAUUAAGAUAGGGUCCAUAUAGACUUAUUAGCCCUUUAUAGCUUGCUGUUUGGUGUGAGCCAAGGCUCUGUGUUGAAGGCCAUACUUUGACCUAUAAUUGUUAACUUUUUUUACAUUGUGACUUGGAUGGAGAGUUGUCUCAUUGGCACUCAUACCACAUCUUCUUAUUUAUAUUUAUUGGUCCUUUGAAUAAACUUAUUCUUACAGGUCAUCAAUUCAAAAUUGUAGUUAGAUAUUGUCUUUUUUGGUACUUACAUUGAUUUAUGUAGAGCCUACAACAUUUUGUUGUGGAAGCAAGACAUAGUGAUCUUCAUUCUGUCAUUAGCAGAGUCAACAUGUAGAUUCAGUUUGUUUUUUAAAGGUUUUUAAACAUCAAUUACUUUGUAAAACUUUCAUGGAAUGUUAUAAAACAUGGACAGAAGCUUUUUUAUGACCAAAAGAAAGUGUCCAGAACAAAAUGUGGAAAUUAUCUUUUUCAUUAAAUGUUACUGAUAGAAG